This is a messenger RNA of Coregonus sp. 'balchen', 2581 nucleotides long. NCBI's taxonomy places the organism in Eukaryota, Metazoa, Chordata, Actinopteri, Salmoniformes, Salmonidae. The record is from the annotation of a GenBank genome assembly.
AAAUGCGUGCGAUGGUUCUGUCUCUUCUGGGGCUUCCAUUACUACCGACACCAGUGUCUGAACAUUGAGCUCUGGAAUUGGUUCUUAGUAUUGAGGUAUAGCACCUAAUGAAACAAACAGCAGCAUUGCUUGCUGCAGUUUGAUUACAUUUCUGAUGUAUGUGUUUUUACAGAGAGCUUGAAAUGUAGCUUUAACUUUGCAUGGGGCAGGAGCAUAUCUGUUAUGCAUGCAUUCCAUUUACUGUAACUCCCUGCAUGCUCCCUGUAACCUGAUUUAAUGACACCAAGCUAUGCACUUGUCAGCAUUCCUGAGGUUCUCUUAUGUAUACACUCUCACAUGUCAAGUGCAUUGCUAAGAUCAUGAUUCAUUUAUUAACCAGCCGGGCGAUGACAUCCAUCUUACUGCUUUGAGGGUAAAUCUAAUAAUGUUGUUUUGUCUUUAUUACAUCACUAUUACGCACUGGGAAAUCUUUGUAUUGUUAUGGUGCCCAUACUGGGUUUGACACUUGAUUCUGUGCUAUUAGAAUAUAUAUUUGGGAAUUUGAAUGCUUCAAACAUACAUGCCCGGGGUGCACCACUCCUGUCCUCAACGGACACAGUUUGGUAUUCCUUCUUUCAGUCAGACACUUCACUCAGACACUUAUUGACACAUGGGUAACCAGGUGCAUGGACCUUGAGGGGCUGAUUUGUGCACCCCUGAUAAAAAUAUGAAUACAUACCCUUUGAUAGUGGAUUAAAGUCACAAUCUGUAUUAUUUCCAACUCUUGAUUGGCAAUUUCAACAAUAGCAAUAAUUUCAACACGGUUUUUGAACCAUAUGACUUAUAAAUACCUUAAAGAGAUUCCCACAAUCAUAACAAAAUAAACAAAGGACAUAUUACUUCAUUGUGUUGUGUAUUACAUUGUGUAUCAUCCCUGUAUUCAUCCGUACUUCUCUUAAAGCUGCCUGAGUGCCACCACACGUUUGCCCAUUGCUGGUGCUGCUGAAACUCACGGGAUGACAAUAAGCGACGUUAGAGAGCUUCAGUCGUCGUUGAAAACUUUGAAAAGUACAAUAGAAGUAAGACUACAGCUAAUGAAUAUCCUGUUGUCCUGGUAUGGUGUGUUUGGUGUGAAAUUAGGGUAAAGGGGGAGUUUUCAAAGGACUAGUAACAUGUGUGUGACAUUGAAGGAUAAGAAAAAAUGUAUUCAUACAACUGUGGUUUUCUUUCUUGUCAGGAAUCAGAUGCCUGUUUGUAUGCUCCUACCAACGAUGACAUCUACAAUGUAAGUUGUUGUAGCAAUAUGCAAUAAGUAGAACACAAUAAUGUCACUUAAGGGGCGUCAUGGAAAAAAAAGGGUCCGGUGUUAGAAAUGCCAGGGCCAAUUUUUGGUCCCAGUCCACCCCUGUUUGCAAUGCCACUUUUAUAGAUUUCCAGUUCAAUGUUUUAUAUAUAUAACACAUACUGUGGUUCUGUUCUUUCCCCAGGACAACUGCAUCUUUAAGUUCAUGCACUGUUAUUUAUUGGAGUUGGAGGUUAUCCUGAUCGAGGACAUGCAGGUCACAGUUGACUACCAUGAGGAAACAAAGACAAAUAUCUACCAUCUGAAAAAAAAAUUGGAAGAACACCAAUAUGUAAGUCAACCUUUAAAUAAGUUCAGAAGUUUAUCCCAAAUAUGUAUGGUACAGCAGCAAUCUAGUGUUGUGAAAAGUCCUGACGGUCCGUACUCCCAAUUGUUCAACAACAUUACAUUUUUGAUUGGCAUUCAUUUGAUUGGCAUUCAUUUGAUUGGCAUUCGUUUGAUUGGCAUUCAAAAUACUGCUGCUGCUAAUGUCACUUUCCAAUGAAUAUUGUGUUGAUCUAAAUGUAAAAUUGUAUUGCUUCUCUUUUCCCUGUAUUUACAGAACCGUUCUAGCUGCUCACCGUGUGAGGCACAGAGAGUCGCCAACACUACAAUAUUCCUUCAGAACCUGGAGGACCUUUUGAAGAGAAUAGGGAAUACUGUCAGUUGAAUACACUGUAAUAUAUUGUAAAUAUGUGAUUGUAGUUUUUCAUAAAUAACGUAGCAAAAAAAUGUAAUAUGUGUGUUAUUCUACCUUUGGUCAUGACAGUAAGUGAAGAAAUUAGCAGAGUGACAGCUAGUGCUCGUGUCCAAAUGUAUAUUACCUCUCAGUUUAAGUGUAAUUGUAGAUAGCUGUUUAUAUUUUUGUAUAUAAUCGAAUAUAAUACCUUUUCUAUCUGUAUUUCUGUCAUAUUUAUUGACACAUUUAUUGAAAUGCCUUUUUGGAGCUUUACAUGUUUUGUUUGUUUUUUAAAUCUUCCAAGUCAUAUGCACACUAACAGUCCCUAACUAACUUCCCUUGAACAGUUGUCGUCAGUAUGUCAAAAUUGCACAUCUUGAAUCAAAAUAAAAUCCCAGAAAACAUAGAAACAUGUUGAUUUGAUCAUUUCAUAGAAUAUGGGUGCCUGGCAGAAGUUCAAAUAGGGACAUGAAGUGAGACUGUUCCUCAAAGAAACAGGAAGCUCUGCCCUGCUCAAUUUCCUGAUACUGUAGCAGUACAACUUUCUGGCACACAUCCAUUUUCUAAUAGUUCAGUUCUUU